AUGUCGGAGCGGUACUCGGACAGCUCCUUGGAGGACAAGCUUCUGGAACACCGCUUCCACUCAGAGCUCCGACUUGAUGCCAACGGGAACCCAGCCCCCGGGCUCCCCAUGGUGCGGGGUUCCCUGCAGGUCAGGGCCAAUGCUGCCUUCCAGUCCGAGGCCCCAGCACCCCCAGGGGACGAGGAGUCACGGCCUGUUGUUCUGAGCACACAGAGCCCGGUGGCCCUCAAGAUGGGCACCCAGCAGCUGAUCCCCAAGAGUCUGGCUGUGGCCAGCAAGGCAAAGACCCCAGCCCGUCACCAGAGCUUUGGGGCAGCGGUGCUCAGCAGGGAGGCUGCCCGGCGGGGCCCCCCGCUCCUUGCUGUCCCCAGCUUCUCCCUGGAUGACAUGGACAUGGACAUGGACUCAGGCCCCGGGGGGAUGCUGAGGCGGAACCUGCGGAACCAAUCCUACCGGGCCGCCAUGAAGGGCCCGGGCCAGCCAAGCAGCCAGGGGGAAUCCGUCCAGCUGAGCCCCAAACUCCAGGCUCUAGCUGAGGAGCCCAGUCGGCCUGCCCGGUGCCCAGUGAAAAAUAAGAGGACGCUGGGGCGGAAACGUGCACAUAAAGGCUCCUUCAAGGAUGACCCCCAGUUCUACCAGGAGAUCCAGGAGCGUGGCCUGAACACCAGUCCUGAGUCUGAUGAUGAUGUGCUUGAUGACCCCACCAGCCCAGAGGGGACUCGAAAGGUGGACUCCACCAUUGUGGUCAAAAGCUACCGGCCCGCCCAGGUCACUUGGAGCCAGCUCCCAGAGGUGGUGGAGUCAGGAGUCCUGGACACGCUGCCAGCUGAGGAACGCAAGAGGCAGGAGGCCAUCUUCGAGAUCCUCACAUCCGAGUUCUCCUACCAGCACAGCCUGAGUGUCCUAGUGGCCGAGUUCCUGCAGUCCAGAGAGCUGCGGGCAAGCAUGACCCAGACAGAGCACCACCACCUGUUCUCCAACAUCCUGGACGUCCUGGGCGCCAGUCAGAAGUUCUUUGAGGACCUGGAGCAGCGGCACAAGGCCCAGGUGCUGGUGGAGGACAUCAGCGACAUCCUGGAGGUGCACGCCGAGCAGCACUUCCACCCCUACGUGGCCUACUGCUCCAACGAGGUGUACCAGCAGCGCACCCUGCAGAGGCUGACGAGCAGCAGUGCCACCUUCCGCGAGGUCCUACGGGAGAUCGAGAGGCGGCCCGCGUGUGGGGGCUUGCCCAUGAUCUCCUUCCUCAUCCUGCCCAUGCAGAGGGUGACCCGGCUGCCCCUCCUGACGGAUACACUCUGCCUCAAGUCCCAAGGCCACCCUGAGAGGUAUCAGGCUGCUAAUCGUGCAUUAAAGGCCAUCAGCAAGCUGGUGAGACGGUGCAACCAGGGUGCCCACCAGAUGGAGCGCACAGAGCAGAUGUACACACUGCACACACAGCUGGACUUCGGCAAGGUGAAGUCCCUCCCGCUCAUCUCCGCCUCCCGCUGGCUGCUUAAGCGCGGGGAGGUCUUCCUGGUAGAAGAGACUGGACUUUUCCGGAAACUUGCCAGCCGGCCCACAUACUAUCUCUUCUUGUUCAACGAUGUCCUGGUGGUGACCAAGAAAAAAAGCGAGGACAGCUACGUGGUCCAGGAUUACGCUCAAAUGGAGCACCUCCGGGUCCAGAAGAUGGAGCCCUCAGAGCUGCCCCUGCUGGGGGGUGGCAACCGCAGCUCGUCCGUGCCCCACCCCUUCCAGGUGACGCUGCUGCACAACAGUGAGGGGCGCCAGGAGCAGUUCCUGCUGUACUCGGACUCUGCGAGUGACCGGGCCCGGUGGAUAAUGGCGCUCACGUACGGGGAGAGACAGGGGCAAGGCCCUACCAACAAGGGAGACCUGCCCCAGGUGGAGGUCACCAAGGCCUUCUUCGCAAAGCAAGCAGAUGAGCUCACACUGCAGCAGGCAGACGUGGUCCUGGUGCUGCAUCAGGAGGACGGGUGGCUCUAUGGUGAGAGGCUUCGGGACGGAGAGACAGGCUGGUUCCCUGAAGACUUUGCCCGCUUCAUCACCAGCCGCAUGGCUGUGGAGGGCAACGUACGCCGGAUGGAGCGUCUGCGGGUGGAGACGGAUGUGUAG
This is a messenger RNA of Otolemur garnettii (small-eared galago), 2118 nucleotides long. It is a transcript of the gene ARHGEF16, whose product is annotated as Rho guanine nucleotide exchange factor 16. Gene Ontology annotation, molecular function: protein binding; guanyl-nucleotide exchange factor activity. The record is from RefSeq and is a predicted model, not a curated record. NCBI's taxonomy places the organism in Eukaryota, Metazoa, Chordata, Mammalia, Primates, Galagidae. The coding region runs from base 1 to 2118 and encodes 705 amino acids. Gene Ontology annotation, biological process: activation of GTPase activity. The transcript has 14 exons.